CAUGGAAAAUAUUGAAGAAAAUUUUCUCUAACAUUUUCAAAAAAUUGCCAUAGAAACAAGUUAUAACAACAAAUCCAUAGCAACGAAAGAUUCUAAAUCAACAACGUUCUUACAGUUAAAAGUCAUUCGCAUUGAUAGAAAAAAAAAUGUCCAACACACCUCACAGGUGGAAUUACAAUUUCCCACAAAUUGCACGGGAGUAUGGUUUAAAUUUAAGUGGAGCUGAGAGUGGAAUAAUCGAUUGGAGAUUUAUAGGAACUUACGAUGUUGAAAAGUUAAUUCGAGAAAAUGAUUUUGAACGACUGGAAGCAGCUAUUCCUCAUCUCUCUGAAGCUCCAUUGGGGACAAUUCUCAAUACUUCCGUACUCGAUUCGGGCAUAUCGAAGUACUUCUGUCUUGCCCAACUUGGACUUCAGUAUUUAUCAUUCUGCAAAGAUUUCCUCGAUAAGGCAGUUUCGUCCUUGAGAAGAAAUGUUUACGGCUUAGAGAAGGAAAAGCAAAAUAUGCUAAAAACGUACAGGAGGCAAAAUGAAGAAUUGCUGCGAAUGCACAAAAAAGUACAAAGGAAUGAGAUGCAUUUUGAGAAACGAGGCGAAGUCUAUCCUUGCAGGAAAUGUACAAAGAAUUUUGUUACCUCCGAACUACUUAAUAAUCAUGUUCAGAGGAAACACGCAGACUUCUCGGAAAAUGUGGAAAAUGAUAACCAUCUGCUGAGUAAUAUAAAAUUAGAAUUGGAAAUUAAGCAAUUGAAGGAAAAAUUGAAUCAUGCUGAAAAUGAUUUGGCAGAAUAUCGCAGCAAUAAUUCUCAAAAAACCAUUUAUCACUCCUUCGGAAUGCAGACGAAUUUCGAGGAGGAAAAGGAAAAGGACGAAACAAUUGAAAUUCAAUCACAUCGUCAAAUGCUCCUUGAUUCACAAUACCAGCUGGCUGAUUUAUUGAAAGCUCAAAUAAGUGCUUUAGAUGAAUGGAAAGAGUCAGAAAAGAAGCGAUAUGAAAAAGAAACGGAAGAAAUUAAAAGCUCCUUUCAGGAAGCUUUCAAUUUUAUGUCCCAAAAAAGACGAAUUGUUCUCAAUAAAACUAAAUUGGAUUUAUACUCAAUUCCUGCUGAAAAUGCAAGACCCGAAAAGCAGACAAAUGAACUUAGAGAACAACCUUUAAGUAAUGAAUGGGAAAAGAAAUACAAAGAUCUGGAAAUAAAUUACAAAGACAGUUAUGAGAAGAUGAGCUUCAUUCUAAGUAAAUUGGAUAAGAAGAACAAAGAUCAAUUGUUACUCAUUGAAGAACUUCGGAAAAAACCAGAAACUAGGAAUUUUUCCAUUCAAGUAAAUUUAAAUAAAAUCCAUUCAUCUAAAGCUUCUAAAACAAAAAUUGAGGAAUUCCCAAAGGAAGAAUUAGUAAUUUCUAACCCCGUUAGUGAUAAAGUCUUAAUUAGAAAACCCUCAAAAGAAAAUAUUUCAAGAAAUAUAAAACGAACAAGAAAUGAAGUUUUAGAAAUAAUAAAUUCCAAAAUGCACGACGUUGGGCUUAAACCAAACCAAUCUUGCAUUAAAACGGAAGAUUUUGAAAAAAUUAAAUUAAAAAUUGAUCACAAGAGAAAAGAAAAAAUCCGAAAAUUUUGUAAUUUUCAAACAACACGUGAAAAUAUUUUGCAUUCAUUAAAUUUUGAUAUGCAAAAUUUCACAAAGGAUUACACUACUCACGAUGAAGAAUUAUCAAAUAAAAUAUUGCAAAAAUAUUACAAUUUAAAUAAAUUGAACUACGAUGUAGGUCUCUUUGAUGAUACUAACAGUAGUGGUAGAAUAUUUGAUAAGACGGAUGGAAGUAGUCAAGAAAGUCGCGAUAAAAAAUUGACGAAAAAUAAGAAAGUUAAUUUUGAUUGCGAUAAAAAUGAAGAAAAUGAUGAAAUUUCUUUCUAUGAUAAGUAUUUAGAAUCUAGGAAAAAUAUGUAUCAAAUAUCAACUGAUACUGAUAAUGAGUAGCAGUAAAAAAUCUAUUUUGUCUUUAAUAAAUCUUCCGAAUAUUAAAGUUUUUG
This is a messenger RNA of Lutzomyia longipalpis, 2032 nucleotides long. RefSeq names its product cilium assembly protein DZIP1L (gene DZIP1). The coding region runs from base 147 to 1979 and encodes 610 amino acids. The transcript has 2 exons. Gene Ontology annotation, biological process: cilium assembly. The record is from RefSeq and is a predicted model, not a curated record. Gene Ontology annotation, cellular component: cytoplasm; ciliary basal body. Lineage: Eukaryota; Metazoa; Arthropoda; Insecta; Diptera; Psychodidae.